This is a messenger RNA of Acanthoscelides obtectus, 1241 nucleotides long. The record is from the annotation of a GenBank genome assembly. Lineage: Eukaryota; Metazoa; Arthropoda; Insecta; Coleoptera; Chrysomelidae.
GGACAUUUUACGAUAGUAUAAAGUCCAAUAAAGUGCGUAUUUUAUGCUUGAGUUGUGGAUUUUCACAAAUCAUUAUUUUUUGAUAUUGAACUGUUACCUGUUGAACAAUGGUGCGAUCGUGUUAUGUGUGCAAGAUAAACAGCAGUAAUCCAGAAUCGGCCAAUUUAUCAUUCCAUCGCUUCCUGACGAGUUUAUAUGAAUAUAUAUCCAUCACUAGCAGUAUGAUACAAUUUAAAGAUGUUCUGGGUGUAGUUCAUCAAGUACAAAAAUAUCCACAUACACAAUCUUCAUGCAACUUAAGUAAACACUCCCAUCUGACCCAGCAAAGCGCAUUUUAUGGAUUUCACUGCUUGGCAUUGACUGGGAGAAAACGUUGCCGAAAGUGGCACUGAUAUGCAGCAAACAUUUUCAUGAUAGGGACUUUGAAUAUGAUUCUGCUGGAAGAAGGCUUUUGAAGGAUGGUGCUGAACCAGUAGAUGUUCGCUCCAUACAUGAUGAGCAGGAGUAUGCAAGCUCUGAUUCAACAGUGACACUUACUCCAUCAAAGGAAUCAAGCUCAGAAGCCCAUAGCAGUCAAGGGAGCCCUGUCAGAAAGCGAUUGAGAAUGGAAGAGUUAGCUAUACCAGGGCCUUCCCAUGUGGUCUCAAGUCAUAUUCCUUUUCCUGAUGAAGCUUCUAAGAUGGUAGAGCCUCCAGAAAUUUUGCAGUCAUUCACAUCAUCCAGUACUGCAACUGCUUCUGAACAGGAGUAUCAAUUGGCAAUUAGAGGCAAUGUCACCAAACGAAAUGUCAGAACACCACGUAAAAUAAGGCUAAAACGUUAUGUUGGAGAUUUAUCAAGUGAUGACUUUUCCACUCCCAGAAAAUCAAAGUCAAAUUAUCGGUUGAUGAAAAGUUCCCUAAUGACAUUGAGGAAAAAAGUAAAAAGUCUCCAAACAAGUGUUGCUGCUUUGAGGAGAAGAAUAAAAACUCUAAGUGGCUUAUUGAAACUUUUGAAGCAGAAGAAUCACAUAACAGAUUCAGCUGAAACUGUAUUGAAGGUAAGCAGAUUGAUGAAGACUGUGUGUCCCAGAUACCCGAAUUCAUUUGAAUGGAGCAAUUGAUCAACUUUUUUUUUCAAUAUAAUAAUUUUCAUUACAACACACACACAACACUCAACUUGUAAUCUUGCUCAUUGAAAAUAAGCAUUAUCAUCUUAUCACUUUUGCACAUAUAGCUCCAUGAUUUUUUUCUUUUAAUUAU